CAGAGAACGGAGCAGUUCAACGAUUCACGCGCACAGCAUUUCAAUCCGGACCUGUACGGUUCGAGUCGGAGCUGUUCUCUGCUACAGUGCGGGUUUCACGGCGACCCAUGAGAACUUUCAUUUGACUUCAUCUUUCCAUUUUAUUUUUAUUUUGACUCAUUUACCAUCUUUAUUUUUUUGCUUCAUCCAAUAGCCUGCAAACAUUUAAUUCUCGCUCAUCUUUUCCAAACUGCCUCAUUCAUUUUGGGAACUCAUUCCCUCGUUCGCCUGAACGGAAUACCUCGAGACGAGUUUUGUUUGGAAUUGGUACCUGCUUGACUUCUCAUCCACGCCGGGGGGAAUAACUUCCAUGUCACCACGGACAUCCAGCACGACGGCGGCGACGACACCGGUCGCCUUCCACUGAGGAAUGUACGUGCUCCCCACGGCAGGCUGAACGGAGUGCCCCACUCAGUAGUGCACAUUUCCGAAUGAGAAACUGUCUGCUGUCCGCGGUGCUGCUCUCUGUCAGAGGAGUAGCCCUUCUCUCCGGGAUGGUUCACUUCUAACCGGGCUCCUUUUUACAUUUUGUUGCCUUUUUCUCCUGGAACGGGGAUAUUGAGUUUGGAUUGUCACAGGCAUCUUUCCUCGAGACGAUUUCUUUCUUUUAGUUGAUUUAAUUUUCGAAUUAGAGAUUCCCGCGAAAAGGAAUUUGACCGUAACGGUCAUCACUGACGAUGGGCGACUCUUUGUGGAGAUACUACUUUGGAGUUUUAACGUUAGUCAUCGCGUGCAAGGUGAACCUGUCCCGCGCGCUCAUUCUCGACUCCAUAUACUGGAACACGACGAAUACCAAGUUCGUGCCAGGACAGGGUCUGGUGUUGUACCCACAGAUCGGGGAUAAGAUGGACAUAGUUUGCCCGCGUGUGGAGGGCGGCUCAAUGGAGGGUGUGGAGUAUUAUAAACUGUAUAUGGUUCCUCGGGAACAGCUGGAGUCCUGCACGGUCACAAAGGCGGACACGCCUCUGCUCAACUGCGUCAAACCGGACCAGGACGUCAAAUUCACCCUCAAAUUCCAAGAGUUCAGCCCUAACCUCUGGGGCUUGGAGUUCUUCAGAGGAAAAGACUACUACAUUAUCUCUACAUCUAACGGAACGAUGGAAGGGCUGGAGAAUCAGGAAGGAGGGGUGUGCAAAACCAAGUCGAUGAAAAUCCUCAUGAAGGUUGGACAAAACCCCUCAGAUCCCAUUUUCCCCAAAGACUACCCCACCAGAUACCCCCCCAGACACCCUGACACUGACAGAAAGGACACCAAAUCGAAUGAAGUAAUUGACAAGCAUGAUGCAUCUCAUCACGAAGAAAAAGAAGAAGGAAAUAAAUCCUCCGUCAUCGGUUCGGAGAUCGCGUUGUUUGCCGGCAUCGCCUCAGCCAGCGUCAUCGUCAUUAUCAUCAUCAUCAUGCUGGUGUUCCUCCUGCUGAAGUAUCGACGUCGUCACCGCAAACACUCGCCUCAGCAUGCCACCACACUGUCACUCAGCACGUUAGCCACGCCCAAGAGGGGUGGUAGCAACAACAACGGCUCCGAGCCGAGCGACAUCAUCAUCCCAUUGCGGACUGCUGAUAGCGUCUUCUGCCCACAUUACGAGAAAGUGAGCGGCGACUACGGACACCCCGUUUACAUCGUGCAGGAAAUGCCGCCGCAGAGCCCAGCGAAUAUCUAUUAUAAAGUGUGAAAGCGGACACGCUUCAUUUGAACUUUUUAACUUUAACCCCCACACACCCCUCGAUGAACCCCCAUAGGGCAGGAUUGAAGCCUGAGCUCACCCUCGUCCUGCCCUGUCGUGGCUGUCUUACUUUUUUUGUAACAAUAUUCCUGAUUAUUACUCUCAGUAUAGAUGCUGAUGGUGGAGUGAUGCUCCUGAUUCGCUGCUCUUGCACCUGCAAAACGAAACAAAACAAACAAAAAAGUUAAAAAGAAAACAAGAAUUUCUUUUGGGGGAUUGACGUGCACUAUAACGGAUGUUUAAGAUACAAUAGUGUGUGUAUGAGGAAGUGUGUGUGAACCACACAGACGAGCAGUGGAAAGGGGGGUCGAGGGGGUGGACUUGAGAUAAGAAAAUGUCUUUCUCUUAUUUCACUACAUUAUUCUCCCUUAAAGAUACAAUACUAAGAGAGACGGAGAUGGAGAAGAUACGUGAUGAAAGAAGUAAAAAAAAUGCCGUGGCUGAUUGACUGAUCCAUCGCAAAAACAGGAAGUGAAUGCGGCCUAUGGGUCACAGCUACAGGAAGUACACCAGAAAGCUCUCGUCCAUUAGUUCAUUGGAGCAUACUGUUGGACAUUUGAAUGGACAUCACCCGUUAUAAUGCAUCGUACUGUUUUCAUUCACGUUAACUCAUUUGUCCACCUCUGUCUCUUCUACAAAAAUCUUUUCGUACGGUCUUGCAUCUUCCAUUUCUUUCUGUCAUUCCCAGUGCAGUCCACUUGCAGAUUUGUUCGGUAGAAGACUAAUAGGUGUCCUAGAGAUCCUUUUGUGCUGGUAUUAUGUGCCGUUUCCGAGUACUGUGGGAGACACAUUCACACAUUUCAUUUAGUACAUGUUAGCUGACUGGAGGAACGAGAGAGUGAUAGAAAAAAGAGAUGGGAGGAAUGAUAAAAGGUCAGGUGAAAUAUUCAAUAUUUGGUACAGUUGUUGCUGUCCCGUUGCCUGCUGGGAAGGUCGAGGACCCACGCAAACACUUUAGCAGCACUUUGAAAGCCUCAUCACCUUGCCCAUGUGGAGAACACACGCAAGGCAGACACAUUUACAGCAUAGAAACAAACAGAAACAACGGGGAGCACAUUUACAUAUAAGAAUUAUCGAGCCAUGGCAAGACCUGCCAUUUUGAAACAAAAUAGCCACCUUACCCGGCACACUUGCUGGAAGAGAUUUGCAUGUCACGGCGAAAGGUUCCUGUUUUACUAGUAUUUCUGCCAUCACAAACAUGCUCACCAGUGGAAAGCUGAAUCUCCAUUUUCCUCAGAAGCACAGGGAUGCAUCGUAACUAUUUAAAUGUUGUAUUAUUUACUUUGGAUUUUACACAAAAGAGUUAAUCAUCAUUUCUUUAUGAAUUUGUUUAGAUGUAGAUCCAAAUGGACGGAAAGAGUGCAAGUAAAUUUUAUUUAUGACGCAUACAGCACACAGAUAGGCAGGCAAGCAUGAGGGUAUGAAUAAGUUAUGGAAGAUCUGCACAUUAUGCAAGAUUAGAGUUUUUCGUUUCGUUAAUAUACAGAUUUCUCCUUUUUGCUAUUUGCUUUUCCAUCAAUCCCUACACAAAUAGAUGCCUUUAACCACACAUACACUCACACAAGCACAUGCGCUCAUGGCCAGAGAAGGGGUGGCUUUGGAAGGAGCCCUCGGGGAAAACAGCAUGUUGGGUUUGAAAAUAGCUGAAAGGAAUGAGAGGGAAGGGCCAGAAAUGGACCAAAGGAAGGGCACGUCUACCGGAGUCCUGACUAAACCAACUUCUCCGGCCUGUCUGUCUCUCUUGAUGAAGCUCAGAUGUGCUCUGGGUUGAAAUUAGGCCUCUUAAUCUGGAAGGAAAGCAGUAGACGUGGGUAAGCAGGCAUGCCAGAUGAGAACGAGCGAAGGCUAAAUGUAGUAAAUUGCAUGAAAUGGAAUCUUUCAGGGAGGAUUUUGGCGGAACAAAAACACGUUAUGACUGAUGACUGAUGGAGGUCACAAGUGGACUUAGUAUUGGAUAUAGAGAGGAAGUCACCAAGCACAGGUCAGCGUAUCCCACAGUCUGCAGCUCCCAAAGGAUUUUGACUCCCAUGUUCCCUAGAUCUCUCAGAACCAUCCUCUCUUAGUGGUCGUGUGUGUUGUCAUUCGUGCAAACCCCUUCUUAAGCCAAGCCAGCCUGUAGACAGUCAUUCAUUGUCGUUUCCUACAUUGACUUCAAUUUAAUUUGCUGGAAUUUGAGAGUUUAAAAUGUCCACAAACUGUAUGAGGACUGUGGGUUGCCAUGGUCACACAUUAACUGUUCAUUCAUCUUUUGUUCCACUUGUUCAUGGAGGUUCUUGAAUCUCACUGAAAAGCCAAGCCUUGUGUGAUCGGAGCUUUGUGCCUCUGUAAGAGGCGACAAAAUCUGCAAAUAUGCAAUUUUUAUUUAUUUUUAUAACAAUUGAGAAAAAAAGAUGAUAUACGUUCACCUAUGGAAAAGUGUUCUUAACCACUGAAAUUAAAUGAAACAAUACAGCAUAACAAAAGACUACAACCCGGUGUGUUAUUAUUAUUUUUUACUUUGUGCUGUAGGUUCGAGUUAAACUGUGAAACACAUAUACACACACAGAGAAGACUGAGCAGUUGUUUAACACACACUACAAAAACUACAAACAUGUUGCUGUUUGGUUGCUGUCCCGUAUGGGCUAAAUAUGACAAUCUCCUUAGUUUCUUUGAAUCUGAAGACACUUUCCAAGACAGCGUUUCGAAAACAUUCCAAAACAUUGUAGGAGUUGUAGGACUCAACUUGUAGCGGGAGAUGUUGCAGGAACGUUUGCGAAAUGCUGGGAGAAGUGUCUUCAGGCCACUGUAAAAUGCCUUGCUUGUAUGGUCACCUUGAGUUCACGAGACUCUGAUUUUUGCACCGUACAUCUGUAGGUAAGAGGCUGUAAAUACGUUAUUGUUUGUAUUGUAUAUGGCUCCCCGGUUGUUACAAUAGCCUUAUUCUCACAUUUCUAGCAAAUAAAAAAAAUUAAGAAAAAACAUGAAUCACUUGAGUUGAAAAGCAGAGCAUACUAAUUUUUUUGGUAAAUAACUUGUGUAAAUAUUGACAAAGAACCCAAUAAAUCUUUUUUUAUAAAUCUCUCUAAGUAAGAUGUUUUGUAUAGAAUUGGAAUUUUUUGCUAUGUAUUUUAGCUAGCACUCGUCAGUACCCUCCCACUCAACCCUUUUGCACUGUUCCCAUGGUGAUCUGGUUAAAAAAAUGAAAAUGAGAUAGAGAAUUGCCAAACUGACUGCUUGCUGCAUAUUUGUGCCAUACGUGUGUACCAUAGAUAUUUAUUUAAAUAGUUCUUUGUUUUGGUUUUUGUUUCAGUUGGAUUUUUUACCCAGUUUGUACACAGCUUCAGUAUUAUCACUUGAGUUUUUCUGAACUUCUCCAUUUCCUGUUAAUCUUUCUGUGGCUGUCGUUUCCCUGUGGCUGAUGCGCCCACCCCUCCCUCGCAGUGAGAUCUGGUCAGAACGUGCAACAUUAUAAAGGCAUAGAAAUGAAAUGGCACACAUUCCACCAGUCUGUUACAAACUGAAAAUGUUUUUCAAUAAAAUGUUUUUCCCAUGGAA
Molecule: messenger RNA, 5297 nt
Organism: Triplophysa dalaica
Lineage: Eukaryota; Metazoa; Chordata; Actinopteri; Cypriniformes; Nemacheilidae
Gene: efnb2a
Product: ephrin-B2a
Exons: 5
Coding region: 717-1712 (331 amino acids)
Biological process (GO): ephrin receptor signaling pathway; axon guidance; blood vessel morphogenesis
Cellular component (GO): plasma membrane
Molecular function (GO): ephrin receptor binding
Source: RefSeq, a predicted model, not a curated record